Messenger RNA from Siniperca chuatsi (mandarin fish), 920 nucleotides. RefSeq names its product radial spoke head component 1 (gene rsph1). The coding region runs from base 92 to 817 and encodes 241 amino acids. The record is from RefSeq and is a predicted model, not a curated record. The transcript is spliced from 8 exons. Gene Ontology annotation, biological process: axoneme assembly; spermatid development. Gene Ontology annotation, cellular component: nucleus; motile cilium. NCBI's taxonomy places the organism in Eukaryota, Metazoa, Chordata, Actinopteri, Centrarchiformes, Sinipercidae.
CAAAGAGUUGGCUGAGCAUCUUUCUAGCUUUUACCACUGCGUUUCGAACUAAAACUUUACGUCGUCCAGAUUUAGACAUUGACAAAGAACAAUGUCGGAUGUAGGCUCUGAUGAGUUUGAUGAUGAACACAGUAAACUCGGGGAAUAUGAAGGGGGCAGAAACGAAGCAGGAGAGAGGCACGGAGUCGGUAAAGCUGUUCUGCCCAACGGAGAUAUUUAUCAGGGACAGUAUGAGAACGGCAAAAGACACGGAGAGGGGACAUAUCGCUUCAAGAAUGGGGCAAGAUAUGUGGGAGACUAUUACCAGAACAUAAAACAUGGACAGGGCACUUUCUACUAUCCAGAUGGCUCUAAGUAUGAAGGGUCAUGGGUUGAGGACCUGAGACAGGGUCAUGGUGUCUACACUUACCCCAAUGGAGACACGUAUGAUGGAGAGUGGCUGCAUCACAUGAGGCAUGGCCAGGGCAUUUACCACUACCACGAAACUGGCUCAAAGUACAAGGGCUCAUGGGUGAAUGGCAAGAUGGAGUCAGCUGGAGAGUACAUCCACUCUAACCACAGAUACAAGGGUAACUUUGUCAACAAUAAUCCAUAUGGCCCGGGGAAGUAUGUGUUUGACGUUGGGUGUGAGCAGCAUGGUGAAUACCACCAAGCAGAGAAGGACCGAGCUGAGGGUGAGUGGGGCGAGUUGGCCUCCACCGCCGUCCUCAAGUGGAUUCCCAAGUGUGUCACUGGCCCGACGCUGUGGACUCCAGGCCAAGACACUUCAGCCAGGGAAAAGGAAACAGCUUCAGCGGAAGAGGGGGCAGAGAACUGACCUGUGUGAUCAAUCCACAAUCCUGCAUCUUUCAACCUUUGUUUAAAAAGCACAAAAACAUAAAUAUAUGAAUAAAUAUGUAAAUAAAUCUGUUAAGCUUGUA